AAAAAAAUGAACAUGGGCUUUUUAAGCCUACUCUCUGUGUUUUUCUUCUUUUUCGGUGUCGAAGUAUAUAGCCAGUAUGAAACUUAUCAAUGGGAUGAAGAUUAUGACCAAGAACCAAGUGAGGAUUACCAACCAGAAUUCCGGUUUCAUCAAAAUACAGAAUAUGGAGCUCCUUUCCAUUGGAACACCGUAGGCUGUGCCAGUGAAUGCUUCUGUCCACCUAACUUCCCAACAUCAAUGUACUGUGACAACCGCAAGCUCAAGACUAUUCCAAACAUUCCGGUGCACAUUCAGCAACUAUACCUUCAGUUCAAUGAGAUUGAAGCUGUAACUGCAGAUUCCUUCACCAACGCCACUCAACUUAAAGAAAUUAACCUCAGCCACAACAAAAUCAAAUCUGAAAAGAUAGAUUAUGGUGUGUUUGCCAAGCUUCCAAAUCUACUACAACUUCACUUAGAACAUAACCAUCUAGACCAAUUUCCAUCACCUCUUCCCAAAUCUCUGGAAAGACUCUUCCUUGGUUACAACAAAAUCUCCAGGCUGCAGAAAAAUGGCAUGGAUGGACUAAUCAGCCUGACCAUGCUGGAUCUCUGUUACAAUCAUCUCCAUGACGCUAUGUUAACAGAAGAAGUUCUUGCCAAAAUGGAAAAAUUAAUGCAGCUUAACCUAUGUCAUAACAGAUUAGAAUCAAUGCCUCCUGGGUUGCCUUCUUCACUUAUGUAUCUAUCUCUAGAAAAUAAUUCAAUUUCUUCUAUACCUGAAAAUUAUUUUGACAAACUUCCCAAACUUCAUGCUCUAAGACUGUCAUAUAACAAACUGCAAGACAUCCCAAGUAACAUUUUUAAUCUCUCCAACCUUGUAGAGCUCAAUGUUGGACACAACAAACUGAAGCAAUCGUUCUACAUUCCAAGAAGUUUGGAACAUUUAUACCUAGAAAAUAAUGAAAUAGAAAAUAUCAAUGUGACAGUGAUGUGUCCUUCCAUUGAUCCAGCGUAUCAGCACCAUUUAACAUAUCUUCGUGUCGACCAAAAUAAGCUGAAAGAACCAAUAAAUUCAUACAUCUUCUUCUGCUUCCCUUACAUACACAGUAUUUAUUAUGGCGAACAAAGAGGCCCCAACGGCCAAACAAUACAGCUGAAAACACAAGUUUUCCAGAGAUUUCAAGAAGAAGAUAGCGAUGAGCAUGAUGAAACUGAUGGAGCCCUGGAGUACCAUGAGCAAGGAAUGGAACAGCACUUUGACCCUCAUUACUACGACAGUGAAGAAUGGCAAGAAACUUUAGGUAUACAUUAAUGACUGCACAAAGCCUCAUGAUUCUAAACUUUAAGCACAUACUGCUCCAAGCAAUACAUCUAGUAUUUCCUAUUAGUAUAAGAUCAGAACUGGACGAACACUGUCAGUGACAUUUGUGUCACUGCAUAGGAUUAGCGCUUAUUCAAAACAACAUAACUUUUUAGAAAUAUAAAUUAGAGCAAGUAGGAAUCGAAACUAAAUUUUAAAAUCUUUUUACUCUUUAAAAAUGGAAAAAUGUAGAACAAUUCAGUGUGUGUGUGUAUCAUUUUUAUCAGUAUUUUAAUUCUUAAUGUACCAGUAAUUGGCAAAUUUUAUCAGUAAAUUUUCUAGGAAUGAUGAAGAAUGUAACCUUGGCAGU
Ochotona princeps (American pika) is the source of this 1651-nucleotide messenger RNA. It is a transcript of the gene OMD, whose product is annotated as osteomodulin. Lineage: Eukaryota; Metazoa; Chordata; Mammalia; Lagomorpha; Ochotonidae. The record is from RefSeq and is a predicted model, not a curated record. Gene Ontology annotation, molecular function: protein binding. The coding region runs from base 7 to 1293 and encodes 428 amino acids. The transcript is spliced from 2 exons.